GGUCUUCGGCAACAGAGUUCUGCGCUCUUCCCUUCGAGGCAGGAGAGGCUAAACCCCGCUCCGCAGCCUCCCUCCUGCAGCACAGAGACGAGCGGUUUCCGUAUUCUAGCGACCGCCUCGGCCUCUCUGGGGCUCGAAGUGCACCCAGAACCUUCGCACCCGCCCCAAAAGCCUCCUCUUCCAGGGUGCUGCGGCAGUGCUUACUAAGGCGCGGGGCCCCGGGGAAACUUAGUAAAAAGUGCCCAUGGGCUCUGUGGCCGAUGCUUUCCCAAUGCCCGUGUCUCAGAAAGUAGCGGUGAACACUCAGCUCGUACACAGGCAGGAGAGAGCAGUGGAAGGAUCAGUCAACCCUUGUAGGACGCUGGCCACAGAGUGAAGACUAGCCACCAAUGUCUCUGUGUCCCUUCACUAGGCUGGCUUCCCAUCUUCAUCCUGUAAUUGUCAAGAAUUUCAAGAACAGACAACCCCCUCUUCUCUCCUCUUCUUCUCUUCUCUUCUCUUCUCUUCUCUUCUCUUCUCGCCUCUUCCCUUCUUCUCUUCUUUUUUUCUCUUUCUCUGUCUGUCUCCCUCCCUCCCUCCAAUAUUUCCAGCAAAAUAACCUCUGUCCUCCAGUACUAUUAACAGUAUCCCUCAAUGUGAAAAUUUAAUGUUUGCAAAUGAGAACUAAUAUUGAUACUUCACUUAAAACUAUAUAUAUAUAUAUAUAUAUGACCACUACUUUGAAUUUAAGUAGACAAUUUUUCUCUAAUUUAUGUUAAAAUGCAAUGGGUCCGUUGGAAAUUGCUGGACUCAGAACCCCAGUGUUCUGUUUUUAAUUUUAAUGUCUUGAAUUUAACCAUGUCAGCAUUUCCCCUGGUUGAAGAACUUCUUCAUCUGUAAAACAGACUUGAUUUCUAAGGUCUUGUCCAGCUGUCACAUUGGAUUCUAUUUCCACAAACAGUUGGCCUAGUCUGUGUGUUGCAGGACUGAAUGAAUGAAAACACCGCAUCUUUCUGGGAACAAUCGUCCUUUAAAAGUUGGGAAUACAUAAACAAAUGCCCCUUUGCUAUGAAAGGGAGCCUAACUGUGCUUGAGAUGCAGCCCCCUGCUUGCAUCUAAUGAUGCAACUGCAGUGAGGAGGCACAGGCUGUCAACGGAAGUCUCAGUCCCUCUAGACUGCACAUCUCAAGGUUGUCAUGGGGCCCAGAGAAGGAAAAUUUGAGACUGAGAGGGAAAGGAAAGGAUCUGGCCAAAGUGCAAAGGAGCAUUAGAACAGUAAAGAGGAUUCCUCUAUGGAAGGAGAAGGGCAAAAGGUAGAGAAAAAGUCCAGGACAUGGCCAGAGCCACAGGUUGACUGAGUACCUAAGUUUGUGAAGUGCCCCAGCUUUUCUUGGGAAGGAAGCAGUUGUGUCAACUGCCCAAUCCCAUGACCAGGGCUUAACAGGAAAAAAUAAAGGAGAAAGCAGUAGGCUUUCCACUUUCAAAUGGCUCAUUUGGCCCGUGUGACUGCCUCUCUGGCAUUUGGCCAGGUAAUAGAGACCCGACGCUGACUCUCCCUAGCAGGUCUGGGAAGGAGUAGGAAGGGAAAGCAAGCUGAGGUGUUUUGUGGGAUAGGCAUAGCAUUUAGUUCCUUGUCUCUAUUUCAUGCAUUUAUUUCCUGGCAUAUCUGCCCACCCCAAAAGAGGCAGGCCUUGUCCUUCCAGGACACACCAGACAUUAUUCACACCUUGCAAAUGGACUCACACUGGGAUCCCAGGCUGGAACUGUAAGAUAAUUAAGAAGAAAGGAGAUAAUGAAGGCAAAAAUCCAACACCUGGCCAUGAGUAAUGCUCUGGAAAGGUUAUUUGAUCCCAGAUUGAAUGUCAGAGCCAGGAGGGCCCACAGAAUCUACAAAUGGAAAGAAGACACACUUGGCACAGAGCUAGCUGAGACCCUCCCGUGCUGGGUCCCAGGGGUCAGGACGCCUUUGCUCUCCCAUUUCCUCCUGGAGGUAAUUAUCCUUCACCUCCUUCUUCUAUGGUCCAGGAUCCCCCAGCCCUGCAGCCUGGAGGGCUCCAGUGCCCUUCUCUGGGCUCCCCUUUCCUGCUCAGGCUCAGCCUGCAAGUGCCUUUCUGACACCAACUCCUCUUCUUCCUCCAGGCAAAAAGCACACGGUUAAAUCCCAUCACCUAGCUAGGUAUAAAGCUCACCAGGAGAAAGGUUUUCUUUUUGUUUAUCUCAGUCCACAAGCCAGCGGUGAACUAGCUUUGGGAAUCCAGGGUAAUAUGGAUUUGGCCGGUCACCACCAAGAAAAGUGACGCUCUCAGCGCUGAAAACAAGGCUCUGUCUGUAGCAUGAAUCCCCUAGGAGAACUCCUCUCCCUCCUACACAGACAAACUGGGUAAGCACAGACACCUCACUUUCUGCACCCAGCAUCCAAGCUGGAUACACACACACUGACAGGCAAGCAAUAGGCACACACAGAGAGUCUCUCCUGAGAAGGGUUCUGGACCCCUGCUGGAAAGCCCCCCUGGAAUGGCCCAGGUCGCUGUCCUUCACGCACUAUGUAAGAGAGGGGAUAGAAGCGACCGGAGGGGCGAGAGAAGGACUUCUGGCGGUGCCAGCACCUUAAUAGGUCACUCUUGCAGAGACCCCCUGCGGGGACUUCCCGCACCGCCGUCCAGUUGGAGAUGGAGUAGUUCAGAACCAACCCACUGACAGCCUCGAAUUGAGCUUUGCCAAGCCACUCACAGCGAAGGGAACAUCUGCCCCACCCUCCCCCACCGCGCGCCCUCGAUCCUCUGCCUACACCCUCCCCCCGUGACGUCACCCCAGUCCUGUCCCGGAGAGCCUGCAAAGCCUCUCAAAUUCAAACUGCCAGACGCACUGCCGCCGCCGCCACAGGAUUGGAAGCGCGCGCCCAGGCUCUGCUGUGGCCGCCGCCCGCUGCUGGAGCCGGCCGGCUCCGCGACCUCCCUGCGCAAUCGCACCCCUGCUCCCGGGCGGCGCAGCUUCCCGGCGCUCCCACCCUUGGCUUCCUCUCCUGCCGCCUGCCGGAUUUUUAAUUUCUGAGCACCCCCUAACCAAAUUAAAGCGACCGACCAAAAGCAGGACAACCCCCCCCCCCCCGGAAGCGGCGACUUCUUUUUACCUUGCUCUCCCUCUCUUCCUGAAGAUGCUAAACUCCUGGCGGACUGCAGAGGAGGGGGGUCCUGUCUUCUCCUGAUGUUUAAAAAAAAAAAGAAAGAAAAAAAGUAAAGCAAUUUCUGCUGCGAGCCCACGACGGGCAAGCCGCCUGAGAUCUCUUGGAGAUACCCCGGGGAGGAGGAGAUGGGCUGGAUUUAGUAGGACAACUCGAUUACUAAUGACUCCGCGGCUUGGCUGCGACCUGCCGGGAAAUCAGGUGCAAGCAUGUUUGCCUGUAGGUACCUGAGCUGACACCGAAGGUGCCUAAAGAUGCUGAGCGGCGUUUGGUUCCUCAGUGUGUUAACCGUGGCCGGGAUUUUACAGACGGAGAGUCGAAAAACUGCCAAAGACAUUUGCAAGAUCCGGUGCCUGUGCGAGGAGAAGGAGAACGUACUGAAUAUUAACUGUGAAAACAAAGGAUUUACAACUGUCAGCCUGCUUCAGCCUCCCCAGUAUCGAAUUUACCAGCUUUUUCUCAAUGGCAACCUCCUGACGAGACUGUAUCCAAACGAAUUUGUCAAUUACUCCAACGCGGUGACCCUUCACCUAGGUAACAACGGGCUGCAGGAGAUCGGAACUGGGGCUUUCAGUGGCCUGAAAACCCUCAAAAGACUGCACCUCAACAACAACAAGCUGGAGGUAUUGAGGGAGGACACUUUCCUGGGCCUGGAGAGCCUGGAGUACCUCCAAGCUGACUACAAUUACAUCAGUGCCAUCGAGGCGGGGGCAUUCAGCAAACUGAAUAAGCUCAAAGUCCUCAUCUUGAAUGACAACCUUCUGCUGUCACUGCCCAGCAAUGUGUUUCGGUUUGUCCUGCUGACCCACUUAGACCUGAGGGGCAACCGGCUGAAGGUGAUGCCUUUCGCCGGUGUGCUGGAGCACAUUGGAGGCAUCAUGGAGAUUCAGCUGGAGGAAAACCCAUGGAACUGCACCUGCGACUUACUUCCGCUCAAGGCUUGGCUUGACACCAUAACUGUUUUCGUGGGGGAGAUUGUCUGCGAAACUCCCUUCAGGUUGCAUGGGAAAGAUGUGACCCAACUGACCAGGCAAGACCUCUGUCCCAGAAAAAGUGCUGGUGACUCCAGUCAAAGGGGCAGCCACAGUGAUACACACAUCCAAAGGCUGUCACCUACUAUGAAUCCUGCUCUCAACCCUACCAGAGCUCCAAAAGCCAGCAGGCCACCCAAAAUGAGAAACCGUCCAACUCCCCGAGUGACUGUGUCAAAGGACAGGCAGAGCUUUGGACCGAUCAUGGUGUACCAGACCAAGUCCCCUGUGCCCCUCACCUGCCCUAGUAGCUGUGUCUGCACCUCUCAAAGCUCAGACAAUGGUCUCAACGUUAACUGCCAAGAAAGAAAGUUCACUAAUAUUUCUGACCUGCAGCCCAAGCCUACCAGUCCAAAGAAACUCUACCUAACAGGGAACUAUCUUCAGACUGUCUAUAAGAAUGACCUCUUAGACUAUAGUUCUUUGGAUUUGUUGCAUUUAGGAAACAACAGGAUCGCAGUCAUUCAGGAAGGUGCCUUCACAAACCUGACCAGUUUACGCAGACUUUAUUUGAAUGGCAAUUACCUUGAAGUGCUGUAUCCGUCUAUGUUUGAUGGGUUGCAGAGCUUGCAGUAUCUCUAUUUAGAAUAUAAUGUCAUUAAGGAAAUCAAGCCGCUGACCUUUGAUGCUUUGGUUAACCUCCAGCUUCUGUUUCUGAAUAACAACCUGCUGAGGUCCUUACCCGAUAAUAUAUUUGGGGGCACAGCUCUCACCAGGCUUAAUCUGAGAAACAACCAUUUUUCACACCUGCCUGUCAAGGGGGUUCUGGAUCAGCUGCCGGCUUUUAUCCAGAUAGAUCUGCAAGAGAACCCAUGGGACUGCACCUGUGACAUCAUGGGUCUAAAGGAUUGGACCGAACAUGCCAAUUCCCCUGUCAUCAUCAAUGAGGUGACUUGUGAGUCUCCUGCUAAGCAUGCAGGAGAGAUACUGAAAUUUCUGGGAAGGGAAGCCAUCUGUCCAGAGAGUCCGAAUUUGUCAGAUGGGACCGUUCUGUCGAUGAAUCACAACACAGACACCCCUCGGUCACUCAGUGUGUCUCCCAGUUCCUAUCCUGAACUACACACAGAAGUUCCACUGUCUGUCUUAAUUUUAGGAUUGCUAGUUGUCUUUAUCCUGUCAGUCUGUUUUGGGGCCGGCUUGUUCGUCUUUGUCCUCAAACGCCGAAAGGGAGUGCCAAAUGUCCCCAGGAGUGCCAACAACUUAGACAUAAGUUCUUUCCAGUUACAGUAUGGGUCGUACAACACAGAGACUCAUGAUAAAACCGACGGCCAUGUCUAUAACUAUAUCCCUCCACCUGUGGGUCAAAUGUGUCAAAACCCCAUCUACAUGCAGAAGGAAGGAGACCCGGUAGCCUAUUACCGCAACCUGCAAGAAUUCAGCUAUGGCAACCUGGAGGAGAAAAAGGAAGAGCCGGCCACCGUAGCUUACACAAUAAGUGCCACCGAGCUGCUAGAAAAGCAGGCUACACCAAGAGAGCCCGAGCUGCUGUAUCAAAAUAUUGCUGAGAGGGUCAAGGAACUCCCCAGCACAGGCCUGGUCCACUAUAACUUUUGUACCUUACCUAAAAGGCAGUUCACCCCUUCCUAUGAAUCUCGACGCCAAAACCAAGACAGAAUCAAUAAAACCGUUUUAUAUGGAACUCCCAGGAAAUGCUUUGUGGGGCAGUCAAAGGCUGACCACCCUUUACUGCAAGCUAAGCCACAAUCAGAACCAGACUACCUCGAAGUUCUGGAAAAGCAAACUUCAAUCAGUCAGCUGUGAAGGGAAAUCAUUUACAACCCCAAGGCAUCAGAGGCUGCUGCUCCAAACUGUUGGAAGCACUGCAUUUGCUUUUGUGUUUGUUUGUGUUUCCCCUUCCCGGUGUUCAUGGGGGACUUGGAAAAUAUUUGGGAGAUGGGGUAAAGCAAAGGUAUUGCUGUUGCAAGUUUUUCCUUUAAAUUAUUUCUCUCUCACUCUCCCCCUCACUAUUUUUUUCCCUUCUCUUCUUAGGAACUCUCAGUGAACAUGAAUGUUUCUACAGUGCAUUUUUUCAUAUGUUUUGUUUAUGAUUUUGUUUCCGUUUUCUUCUUUUUUUCAGUGUGGGAGUAGAAAGAGGAGAUUAUAGUGAAUGAAAGAAGAAUAGGCAAACUGUUCCAAUGAAAAUGGAUAAUUAGUGUCUUUUGUAGAAGAUCUCCAAAGAUCUUUUGGGACUCUAACUUCUUUUGUAAAUAAUGAUACAUGGUAUUUCCAUCUUCAAUUACCAAGUACAGCCACUGGGCAUCACUUCUUUGUGUUAAAGUGCCUUCGCACUUUAAGUACAUUACUUAAAUGUUGCUUUUAGCUUUGAUAAAUUGAACAUAUUUUAAUGUGUUGUAUUUUUCAAAAUGAAAACACUGUAAAAUAGAUCUAUAUGUCAGCUAUAUUAAGUCAACGUACAGUUUGCUUGAUUUAUGGAAACCAGCCUGCCAUCAAAUGAUCCUAGUUUAGGACUUUAUAGACUUAACUGUAAAAUAUUUUCUUUCCUCUGGAUUUGUUUUAAGUGAUUUUAUUUAAGUCAACUAAAGGGAUUUAACAGUGGACUAGAGGUAAUAAGCUGCCUCAUAUGGGAUUAGUAAUUCGUUAAUAAAAUAUAUUUAACCCAA
Molecule: messenger RNA, 6812 nt
Organism: Cavia porcellus (domestic guinea pig)
Lineage: Eukaryota; Metazoa; Chordata; Mammalia; Rodentia; Caviidae
Gene: Slitrk2
Product: SLIT and NTRK like family member 2
Exons: 3
Coding region: 3415-5952 (845 amino acids)
Biological process (GO): positive regulation of synapse assembly; regulation of presynapse assembly; axonogenesis
Cellular component (GO): membrane; glutamatergic synapse
Molecular function (GO): protein binding
Source: RefSeq, a predicted model, not a curated record